Messenger RNA from Truncatella angustata, 2431 nucleotides. RefSeq lists its product as uncharacterized. The coding region runs from base 341 to 2152 and encodes 603 amino acids. Lineage: Eukaryota; Fungi; Ascomycota; Sordariomycetes; Amphisphaeriales; Sporocadaceae. The transcript is spliced from 4 exons. The record is from RefSeq and is a predicted model, not a curated record.
UCAUUUUUCAACAAACCACACACAAACCAAUUGGCAGGCGGUCUCUGGCGUCCCACUAAAGCAGUGAAAAGCAAGGAAACUGCAAAGUGAGUCAAGUGCGACCGAUGUGCUGCUCUGCUACGCACUCCGGGAGGUCUCCAUAAGGUCUGCACCAAGAAAGAAAGAAAGAAAGGAAGAAAGAAAAAAAAAAAAAGGAGGUGUCCACUACUGUCAGGCGCUCCUGAUUCAGCUGCCACGCAACACAUUAUAAACGUGGCAAGUGGGUCAUUGGACUGUGGAAGAACUAUACAGAGUCAGGACAUCAACUAGCUGUAGUGCAGGCAGGCAAAAAGAAGCCGAGAUGGCGAUACCAACAUGGGCUCCGAGGGAGCCAGGUGGGGGACACACCGAGCGCUCACAUCCAUUUGAACGAUAUAGCGCAUCCCAUUCUCAGCCAUUUACAUCAUCAAACUUUGCGCCGGGCUCCAUGGCCAUGGGAAUACCAAACCACCGACAAACCGAGGACGACAUUGCUCCUCCACCACUGCCUCCUCCACGAUAUGUUGGACCUGGACCCAUGCCGGAACCCUCCAGAUUUCCAACGCCGGACCGCCGCAAUGGCGGUUUCUCAUUGGAGUCGCAAACAUCCAGCCUUGAUAGCUUAGGUCACAGCCCUAGGGGAUUUAGGAAAGAGUUUCAUAGGGACGAGGGUUACCACAGUAUCUCGUCGAAUCUGGGACAAUCUCAAGAUGCUGCCUCCAAGACAAGAUUCAUGACUCACGAUCAAUUUCAGUUUCGACCGAGCGGUAGUGAUUACGAUUCUUCACUGCUGAAGAAGUUCGAUGCCCGGCGGACUCUAGACAACCAGUUGCCACCAAGGCGGUCUGGCAUCAGCUCUUCACUAAAUGAACCUGCCUCGCGCCGCGACAGUUUGGACCAGCGUCAGCUACCUUCGUUGUCAUUGCCAAUCCGUUCGAACUCAAGACUAUACGGUGAUGCGUCGGCAAGUGAAACAGGGCAGCAUUCUUCGAACUUAGCGGCUCACGGAUAUGGCGUUGACUAUCGGUCACCCAUUGAGCCUACCGACUUCGAUAGGUCACCGCCCCAUCGCUCGAAGCGGACGAACAGCGGGUCUGUGGCAGACGAUGUCACUGUCUCUACUCAGGGCAGCUAUGAGAACAACGGAGAUGAUGUAGAUUUCCCCAUGGAGGAUGCUGGUAUGGGACGAUUACGCAUUGAGGAGAGCGCAUUUCGAGGGGACUAUCACACUAUUGGCCAGAAACGCCGAGCUUCCUCGCCACCUGGGGACGAUUUUGCUCUGCAAGGCUUACCAGGUGCAGGUGAAUUGCUGCGUCGUCGCGAAGGUGCAUCCCGGGCGUCACCAACGCCGCGGCUUACUAUUCCGCAAAACGCGGCCUCCCCCUUCGGACGAAGUGGUUCCUACGUGAAUUCUCUACCCAUGACUGCCACGAGCGCAGCCAGCAUGGCUUCGUCUUUUGGCCGACGAUCUCCUGGCGGCCUAUCCCCAAGUGGAUUGUCGCCGGUAGAUGGCAUGUGCAACUCGCCUUACAGCACACCGAUCUCACUCACACAUUCCCCCCGUUCCGCCAUGUCACGGGUUCCGCACCAACGUCAGUCGAGUAUUUCACGCAUUCAAGGGUUUUACAUGUGCGAAUGCUGCCCUAAGAAGCCCAAGAAAUUCGAAACAGCUGAAGAACUAGGUGCUCACGCAGCCGAGAAGCAAUACGAGUGUUCUUUCUGCGGGAAUCGUUUCAAAAAUAAGAACGAAGCAGAACGACAUCAGAACAGCUUGCAUGUCAGGCGUCACAGCUGGUCAUGCUCUGCACUUCACGUUGCAGGAUACGACAAGGCUUUCCAUGAAAGCACGAAUCGACCAGGUGAAGCUGACGCCUGUGGCUAUUGUGGAGAGGAAUUUCUAAGGAGCGGAGGACCCGGCCGCGCUCGCCAUCCAACUGAACAAGAUUGGGACGACAGGCUACGCCACCUUCAGGAAGUCCACAAGUUCCGAGAAUGCAACUCAAGCAAGAAGUUCUUCCGUGCAGAUCAUUUCCGACAACAUCUCAAGCAUAGUCACGCUGGAACAAGCGGUAAAUGGACAAACAUGCUGGAGACGGCAUGCAUGAUCGAGGAAGAAGCGCCACAGCCGCGUUAGAACAAACCAUUGCGAGGGUGUGGGGUUCUCUCUUUCGGCUGAUGGGCUGAUACAAUAUAAUCUGAUACAAGUCUCUGUCUACAGUCAUCCGUUCGCACCCGUCCAGUGUCGAGCUUGUAUUGGUCCUCGGCGGCCAUGGCCGAUGCAAUGGUUCUUCCGGAAAGGCCCAAGUCGGUAGCCAACUUCAACCUCACAUAGGGCCGAAUUUGACAUAGGCUGAACCAUGUUGCACUAUGUGGAUGACUGAGAGUUGCCUGAUUUAGGCGACUUGCAGAGACG